This is a messenger RNA of Peronospora farinosa, 792 nucleotides long. NCBI's taxonomy places the organism in Eukaryota, Oomycota, Peronosporomycetes, Peronosporales, Peronosporaceae. The record is from the annotation of a GenBank genome assembly.
AUGGCAGACAUCUCAAGUGACAAGAAUCAAUCCCCAGGCCCUGCAAAGCUGGUCAAACAGCUCAUGGUGGACACUGCUGCUGCCAUGGCUGCGUCACUCGGUGUUGCGCCCUUCAUCACCAUCGUGGAUCGCGCUAUUAUCGAGAACGCCAGUGGCGCUCGCCCGCUUGGUCGUGGCAUUAAGGAGCUCUCCAUCAGCUUCCUCAAAAACCCAUUACGCUUCGUAGGCAAACGUGAGUUUCACAUUGUCUUUGGUCUCUAUACAGCCACGUACAUGGCUGCAAAUGCGGUCGACUCUGUCUGCGAGUACAUUGAAACGGACAAUCAAAUGCCCAAGUUUAUUGGCACGACGGCCGUCAACAUGUCGCUCUGCAUUGCCAAAGAUCGUGCCUUUGCACGCAUGUUCGGUGUUAUUGCACCUGCGGCUUUUCCACUGGCGUCCAUUGGUCUCUUUGCUGUACGUGACUCGAUGACUUGUGCGGCGUCAUUCAAUGCACCUAAAGUGCUGGCCAAGAAAAUUGAGGACAACAAGCUUAUGGACAAGUCCAAUGCCGGAACUUUUGCACAGCUCAUCUGCCCUGCAGCCGUGCAGUUCAUUUCCACGCCAUUGCAUUUGCUGGGACUUGACCUGUACAACAACAAGGGCCACACCAUGACCCAGCACGCGAGCUUAGUCCGACGUGAAUACGUCAAGUCCGUCCUUGCUCGUGUCGGUCGAAUUGGACCUGCCUUUGGUGUCGGUGGUGUGGGCAACGCUUACUUCCGCAACAUACUUCGUGCGAAGCUGGACUAG